AAACCAAAUCAAACCCGGAUCAAAUUUCAACUCCUGCAAUUCUCUCUCUCUCUCUCUCUCUCUCUCUCCUGCAGAGGAUCAGCUAUGGCGAGCGAGCAUGAGCACGAGCCUGCGAAGGUGCUGCUACCGUAUCUCCAACGAGCCGAUGAGUUGCAGAAACACGAACCUGUCGUCGCUUACUACUGUAGGCUUUAUGCGAUGGAUCGAGGUCUGAGGAUUCCGCAGAGCGAGCGAACUAAAACCACCAAUGCCCUCCUCAGUUCCCUCAUAAAACAGCUUGAAAAGGACAAAAAAUCGCUAACUCUGGGGCCAGAAGACAAUUUGUAUCUGGAGGGUUUUGCCUUGAAUGUGUUUGGGAAGGCAGACAAACAAGAUCGUGCUGGGCGUGCUGAUUUGAAUACUGCAAAAACAUUUUAUGCUGCUAGCAUCUUCUUCGAGAUUCUCAGCCAAUUUGGGCCUCUUCAGCCAGAUCUUGAACAAAAACAGAAGUAUGCUGCAUGGAAGGCAGCAGAUAUAAGGAAAGCCUUGAAAGAAGGAAGGAAGCCAGUACCUGGGCCACCCUCUGGUGAUGAUGAUCUCUCUAUACCAUCAAGUACACCAAGUGGUUCAUAUGACCUUGGGCCUAGUGAAUCUACUUUCUCCAAUGCUGGACCAGAAGCUGAUUCGUCACCUCAGGUCCAUGAUAAAUUGGACCACCAACAUCAUCACUCUGCAGGCAUUCCUCCAUCUUCUAGUUCUUAUUCAUCUGCCAGUUAUCCGUCUCAUGACUUUCAGCCACCUUCUCCUCCAAUUACAAGAGCUGCGAGUUCUACUUACUCAUCAUACAGUCCUCCAAACUAUCCUCAAGAAUCCUCGCACCCUCCCCCAAACUAUCCUCAAGAAUCCUCACACCCUCCCCCAAACUAUGCUCAAGAAUCCUCGCACCCUCCCCCAAACUAUCCUCAAGAAUCCUCACACCCUCCCCCAAACUAUGCUCAAGAAUCCUCACAUCCUUCUCUGAAUCGCCCUUCAGAUGUGAAACACCAUUUACCACAUAGUUAUCCCUCAGAUCAACUGCCACAGAUUCCACAUAAUUAUCCUUCAGAACCACAGCAGAAUAUUCCACUUACUUACCUAUCAGAAUCACAACACCACUUACCAAAUAGUUAUCCUUCUCAGGAGACCCCUGUCUACUCAUAUCCCCAUUUCCAAUCCUAUCCGAGUUUCACGGAAAGUAACCUCUCAUCGGUCCCAUCUCAAUAUUCUUCUCACUACCAAAGCCAUGAUGUGUCUUACCCUCCGCAGUCAGAUCAUCAAACCUCAAAGAGCUAUGCUUCAACUGCUCAGUAUGGGGCUGGGAACCGAAAUGGAACUACUCCAGAAGCUCCUCCUGCAGAAACAUACAAAUACGACAGUAACUACCAGCCGCCACCCGAAAAAAUCGCCGAGGCACACAAAGCUGCUAGGUUUGCUGUUGGGGCAUUGGCAUUUGAUGAUGUUUCCAUUGCAGUGGACUACUUGCGAAAAUCUCUUGAACUGCUGACAAAUCCGUCGGCAGGUCAGUAAACAAUCAGUUGCUGAUGCUACGGUCUGCAUCCUGGAGGGCUUGAUUCGUGAGGUAACAAGGGUUGUAAUUUUCGUCCGGACAUUAUGUGAGUCUAGGUUGCUGCCUGCCAUCUGAUUUCAUGCACCAAGUACGAAGGAUG
Molecule: messenger RNA, 1685 nt
Organism: Rhodamnia argentea
Lineage: Eukaryota; Viridiplantae; Streptophyta; Magnoliopsida; Myrtales; Myrtaceae
Product: protein HOMOLOG OF MAMMALIAN LYST-INTERACTING PROTEIN 5
Exons: 6
Coding region: 85-1545 (486 amino acids)
Biological process (GO): late endosome to vacuole transport via multivesicular body sorting pathway
Cellular component (GO): multivesicular body
Source: RefSeq, a predicted model, not a curated record